GCAUCGUUAUGGAAAGGAUAGUAAAUGACGAUCGAUGCUUUUCAUUAAAUGAGUCAAGUUUUAUAUAGCUAGCUGUGAGCCUGGGACGGCCAUCAUCAUCACUUCCAUCACAUUUUAUCUAAGGCAUUUGUUUUCUGCUCAACCUAACUAGGCUUGCUUCAAUAUUCAACAUGGCGAGAGUUCUACUUCCCAGUUUUGGGACUCUCGAUCCGUUCAUUUGAAAUACGUCAAAGGGGCAUUGGAAAAAGGGGCUGUUUGUUUGGAUGGUAGUCCGGCUGCAUACUACCAUGACAAAGGGGUAGGCGAUGGGCGUCACAAUUGGGUUAUUUACCUUCAAGGAGGAGGCUGGUGCUCUAAUCACACGGACUGCAAAAAUCGCACCACUUCAGGCCUCGGAACUUCUACUCAUUUCAACAAAACUUUCGCCUUCGAUACUCCUUUUUUUAACAGCAAUUCCACCAGUAAUCCUGAGUUCUACAACUGGAACAGGGUGUUUGUUCCAUAUUGUGACGGAUCUUCGUUUACGGGAAACAAAGAAGCUGUUGAUCCGGUUACUAAUGUAACCUACAGAGGUUUCAGAAUCUUUGAGGCCACAAUGGAUGACCUCCUGUCUAAAGGAAUGAAGCAUGCUCGAUAAAGUGAGAGUUGAGAGCUUUCUCUCAAGGAAACUGGUCACCACCAACGGUCAGAUUCCUUUCUCUCACGCCGCCGUGAACCACCGACUCCCGGAGCUAAGACAUCUCCUGUACUAACAGUCCAUCUACUACUGUAGUACAAGAAAACACUAUUCAUAGUUGACUUUUGUUUUUUGUGGAAGAUUUACAAGGAUCUAAAGCUUGGGGAGGGAAUCCGAGAUAUGUAUGGGGGUCGCCUCACCAGGGCGGACCUCUAGACAUAGUUUUCUUCUUUGAGCUUUUCUCCGUUCUAAAGUUACUAUUCUUCAUCGGAUUUGAUGGGCAGAGUAACCAACCGUAGCUCCAAGCUCAAAGGUACUCCACCUGAGAAGAAAACAUCAUUGAGAAUCCAAGCUAUGCGUACAAAGGAUGGAGCAGGGACUAGCAAUUCUACUGGACCUGAGUCUCAAAAGGGGGAUGGGGAAGCCAGUGUGCUGGGGGCAGAGGAAAAUAGCCUAACAAAGGUGGGGGAAGAUAUGAUACCCAAACAAGAUGGUAAUGGAGGGGGGGCUACACCUAAAGUUGUUAAGACCGUGGAAGUGAAUGUCACACAUGGAUCUAUUGACCAAGCUACUGUGUAUGUUGAGAAUGAUGGUGGUCAAACUAUUACUGUACCUACACCUAUGGUUGAACAAAGGGUGGAGCAGCUUGUUAAUCCACCUCCUAUUGCAGGGGAAGCUGCGAAAGUACCUCUUAUUAUGCAAGAGGAACCAACAAUUGAGGAGGGGUCAUCCUCUCAUGCUAUGGAUGAUGGCGUUUUUAAGAAGACAAGUGUUUGGAAGUCACCUUGGACUUCACUUUUCAAAGAUAACAGGGAACCAAGCAAAGGAAUGAAAUUGAAGUAUAUAGAACCUGUGGGGGACUAUGUAGACUUAUCCAAAAGAAUUAUGCCCUCUAUUAUUGACCUAUGGGGGUUCUGUUUGGUGGGGUACUUUGCAGGAAGGUUCCCCGGUCUGAAGCCUAUACACGAACUGGUUGCGAAAUGGGAGGUGCAAUGUAAUGUGAGACAACAUGAUCAAGGUUGGGUCAUCUUUAAAUUCAAAAGUGAGGAGGCAAGGAGUAAAGUUCUUAUGGAAGGCCCUUACUCACUUUUUGGUAAAUCUUUGUACUUAAAGACCCUGUCGGAGGACUUUUCCUUUAAUAGUGAUGAGUUCCUAAAGGUGCCUAUUUGGGUCAAGUUUCCUUACCUCCCUAUGCAAGUGUGGGAUGAGGAAGUGAUUAGUGAAAUUGCUUCUCGUGUGGGUACUCCAUUGACUACCGAUAGGAUAACCCAAGAGAAGGCAAGAUCCAACUUUGCUAGAGUUCUAAUUGAGGUGGAUGCCUCUAAAGCGCCCCCUCUAAAAGUAAAGGUUAAGAUGCCAAAUGGGAAGUUUCAUAACCAAAAAGUGAUAUAUGAGACUUUCCCAAACUUUUGCUUCCAUUGCAAGGCAUACGGCCACCAUGCUUUCACAUGCAAGGUCAUAGCCGACAUGGAGGAGAAGGAAAGGAUAAGGAAGAAAAAGGAGAUGGAACAGGGUGAGUCACAACCGAUGUUGGAAGAGCCUAAAGAGACUGAAAAGUUGGGAGAAGAGGAGAAUAUUACUGUGGUAAAGCUGGAUGCUCUGGACAUUAAUGCCGCGGUCACUGCCCAGGGUAAGCAUAAUGCCGCAGUACAACCUAAACUAAAGCAGGAUACCGCGGUACAAACUAAACUAAAGCAGGAUGCCGGGGGAGCAAAGCUACCCAAGAGGAAGGACCACCACCCUUUUAUACAAAAGGUAAGGUUGAAUAAAAGAAGGAAGACAAAGAAGAAAGGUAAGGAAGAUGGGGAGAUCACAUCUGAGUAUGAGACAAAUGAAGAGGAAGGUGACCCAAGAGUGAUUAGAAAUUUCACAGAUGUUUAUAAUGAUGAGGUCAUUGUCACCAUGCAUACCGAUGAAGUGCUCACACCUACCAUUGAGGUCAAACACUUUGAUGAUGUAAAGGAGCCUACUAUACGGCUGAAUCAUCUUCUCAAAGUGGUUGAGGCUGAUGCCCCAGGGGUAUGGUUUACCAAACAAUGUCUGGAGAGUCUGCCCGGAAUUAAGAAAACAAAGAGGUUUUAUAGAUUCUCACAAACCUUCAUGAAGUGUGUCUAUAGACACUUUCUUGAUAGAUACUUUGAGGAUGGGCACCCGAUGGGAAAUGGAAGCAAAGUUAUGCACCCCAAGUUCAUAAAAAAGAAGGAACACCGGGUAGUGAAUGAUAUACGAGAAGCCUACCUAGAUGAUGUCAUAACCAAGGCUGAGUUUGAGGAAGAUGGGACAUACAAAAUUCACCUAAUGCACUCGGGACACAUAGAGGAAAUGAUGAUAAGAAGGGACAACUACCUAUGCUGGGAUGAUGGCAAGAGAGAUGGCCUCACUUUUACACUGGAGUGUUUCAACUCACUGCCAGGAGCUCAUGAAACGGGGGAAGGGUAUGACUUCUCACAUCUUUUUAUGCUUAAAGUUUAUCCUCUAUUCCUUGAUAGGUACAAAGGAUGUGAGAGCUAUAGAGAAUGGGUACAACGGGAAAGGAGUAGGAACAAGUUGUACAAGAGAGGGAAGGAGAAGGAUACACAUUGCUAAUGUUUAUAGCUUCUUGGAAUAUAAGGGGGCUGAAUCAAGCCUCAAAACAAAAUUCAAUACUUAAUUUCAUACGGCUUAACAAGGUACGUGUAUUCUGCCUUCUUGAAACUAAAUUAUCUAGUAGUACUUUUGAAAAUUUUAUGAGAUUUAGACUUCCAAAUUGGAUGUCUAUAACGAAUUUUGAUAAAAUAGGAGGGGGUAGGAUGGCUAUAAUUUGGGACUCUGCUUUUGUGGAUGGGGUGAUUAUGGAAGUUGAUAAACAACAUAUUCACGCCCGGUUUACUUGUAGAGUAACCCAACUAAGUUUCUAUGUGACUUUUAUUUAUGCUUUGUAUACGGUUUUGGAGAGGAGAGAUCUUUGGAAGCAUGUGCACGGCUUAGGGACUAACACACUUGCUCCUUGGGUGGUUUUGGGGGAUUUCAAUUGUGUGUGUGACCCGUGUGAGAGGAGAGGAUCCGCACCCCCCUCGGCCUACCUCAUGAAAGACCUUAAUGAACUUAGACUUUGCUCCAACCUUAAUGAUGCGCCUUCUACAGGUGAAUUUUUCACUUGGCAUAGAGGGUCAAUUUGGGCCAAACUAGAUAGGGUUUUGAUAAACCCUCUUUGGAGUGCCCAAAGUGUGACAUGUCAAGCUCACUUCGUGGAAAUGGAGCCUGGGUUUGACCAUGUGGCAUCGUUGGUAAGGAUUGGGCAAAUACAAAAUUUGGGCUCCAAACCUUUCAAAUUUUUUAAUAUGUGGCUUAAGCAUAAAAAUUUUAAGGACAUUUUAGGAAGAGUUUGGCUUAGGAAUGUUGUUGGAACAGCUCAGUUUAGACUUGCUCGAAAACUAAAGUUGUUAAAGCAACCUCUUAAGCAAUUAAACAAAGAAGAAUUUAGCCACAUUUCUGCUAGAGCAAAGGAAUCUAAGAAGGAGUAUAAGAGGAUCUAUCAAUUGGCCCUAAUGUCUCCUUCGGAUGAUGCUUUAAAACAAGAACUUCUUGAAGCAAAAAAUAGGUCCAUCUUCCUUAAAGACGCCGAAGAAACCUAUCUUAGGCAAAAGGCUAAGGCUACUCACCUUUUACAAACGGAUAGGUGUACUAAGUACUUUCAUUCCAUUGUGAAGAAGAAAAAUGCAAAAAACUUUAUAGCCGCCCUUAAAUUGGAAGAUGGAAGUCUUACCCAAUCUAUGGGCCAAGUCGCUACAGAGUUUGUUACGUUCUUUAAGGGAUUAUUUGGGACCUACGUACCCUCGGAUGGAUAUGAUCGCCAUGUGAUUCAUUCGGGUGCAACCUUAGACCAUACACAGGUUGAGAGACUCAUUAGACCAAUUACUAACUUGGAAAUCAAACAGGCUCUAUUUGAUAUUGGUAAUGAUAAAGCUCCUGGCCCAGAUGGUUACUCUUCAGCAUUCUUUAAAUCCAAUUGGAGUUUAGUUGGAGAGGACUUAUGUGAGGCAGUUGGGGAGUUUUUUGCUUCAGGGAAUAUGCUUAGACAGGUCAAUCAUACAAUUAUAGCAUUGAUCCCUAAGACAAACCACUCUCCCACUGUGUCGGAUUUCAGACCAAUUUCUUGUACAAAUGUUACGUAUAAGGUCAUAACAAAGAUUUUAGCAAGUCGUUUAGGGCCUCUCCUUCCCACAAUUAUACACCCUGCACAAGGUGCUUUUGUGGAUGGACGAUUGAUGGCGGAUAACAUCUUUCUCGCACAAGAGUUAGUGAAGGGGUAUACUAGGAAGAGAUGUUCGCCUAGAUGUAUGAUCAAGGUUGAUCUUAGAAAAGCAUAUGAUACGGUCUCUUGGGAGUUUUUGGAAAAUGUUUUGAAAGACAUUGGGAUUCCCACACUCUUUGUCAAUUGGAUUAUGGAGUGUGUCACUACCUCCUCCUUUUCCAUAUCCAUCAAUGGAGUUCUACAUGGAUGGUUUGAAGGAAAAAGGGGGUUAAGACAAGGGGACCCUAUGUCUCCAUUAUUGUUUGUGAUAUGCUUGGAGUAUUUUUCUAGGAUGAUAGAUCUUAGGACUAUGGGCCCUAAUUUUAAAUAUCACCCGCUAUGCUCCAAACUAAAGAUUUCUCACCUUGCGUAUGCGGACGACUUGGUUUUGUUUUCUAAGGGGGAUUGCAGAUCCAUUAAGAUCUUAGCCGAGACUUUAGAGGACUAUGGAAUGGUAUCCGGCUUAAUGGUUAACCAUGACAAGUCUAAUAUUUUCUUGGGAGGUAAUGUGGCAAAUGCACUACCCCAAAUACUUGACUUAGUGGACUUUCAACAAGGAUCCUUCCCGGUUAGAUACUUAGGUAUUCCAUUGGCCCCUCUUAAGAUUUCUGUGGCUCAAUUCUCUCCUUUGAUAGAUACGGUCACGGACUAUAUUAAUGCUUGGAAUACUAAGACUUUAUCGUAUGCGGGGAAGCUUGAGUUAAUUAGGUCUGUCAUGCAAGGGGUGCAAUCCUUUUGGUUGGGAAUAUUUCCGGUUCCUAGAACCAUAAUUGAUAGGAUUGUGGCCCUUUGUCGUAUUUUUUUGUGGGGUGGUAAAUACGCCAAGGUAGCAUGGGAAGAUGUUUGUUUACCUAAGGAGGAAGGGGGGUUGGGGAUAAAAAAUGCAAGAGUGUGGAAUGAUGCACUCCUUUCUAGAACGCUAUGGAAUAUCCAUAAAAAACAGGAUACUCUUUGGGUACGUUGGGUGCAUGGGGUAUACCUCCAUGGGAGGGAUGUGUGGACAUUCGCUCCACACAAUAGGGAUUCUCAAUUGAUGAAAAGAAUAGCCUUGAUCCGGGACUCCAUUGUCUCUAAGUUCUCUAGUCUGGCUAUGGCCAUCUCCUUUAUUCAAAAGAACUCCCUUAAUGGUAGGAUUAUCACGGGUAAGGUGUAUGAUCUACUUAGGGUUAGAGCCAACCCUCGGAUGUGGAUGUCUUUUAUAUGGAAAUCUUAUAUACCCCCAAAGUUCUCGUUCAUCAUGUGGUUAGCUUUGAGAAAUAGGCUACCUACAUAUGAUAAUUUGGGGUUCCUUGAUGUGAUUAAUAUUUGCCAUUUCUGCAAGGGUGGACCGGAGACGGUUCCACACCUAUUUUUUGAUUGUAUGGUUACAGGAAAGGUAUGGGAAAUGGUAAAGCAAUGGCUAGGGCUAAGGAGACAAAUGACAACAUUAAGGAGUGCGGUCAAAUGGAUCAAAGAGGAGCACAAUGGAGCUAACAUUAAAGCAAAGGCCAUAAGGAUAUCUUUUUGCUAUACAGUCUAUUGGACAUGGAGAACAAGAAAUGCCGUUAUUUUUGAGGGAGCUAAGGCCAAAGUGGAUGAUAUGGUGUCACAAAUCAAGCGAUUCUUAGCGGAGGUUCGGCAGGGGGAUUGGCAGCUAUGAUUCAUUGUGACCGGUUUCGGGAUCUUCAUCCAAUUACUGCACGAGUCAAGUGCCUCGCAAUUGCAUCUUACAUUGUGCAUGAGGCACAUCUUAAUGAAAGCAAACAGUUUGAAGCAACGUUCCAGGGGUUGAUCAGUUUACACGGAUCUUCCCAAGCAUUGCCUCCCCUGUGCACAUCAAGAAUGAGUCCGGAUUUGUGCUUCUUCACUCAAUACUUUUUGCCGACUAUAAGAACACCUGUUUUUAUAGCAAUGUCGUCAUUCAAUCUAAUCCAAAUAAGUUAUAACCUAUUCCGGGCGGAUGAGGUUUGCCUUUUCCACAAUAAUUGCACUCAUGAUCGGCUCAAGGCAAUCCAAGCUUCUCGAAAGCUAGAUGUUACAACUCCGGUAACAGUUUUCAGAUCUUCAAAAGAAUUUGGUGCUCGCACACUUUGUGGUAAUAGCCGUAAGUAAUAUCGUUCUCCCUCAGUUGGAUUGACAUUGACAACUCUUCCAAUUACAUGUUUGUUCUUUCUUUGCAUCCAAAUCUUAUUCGUGGUAGACCAAACAAAGUAUUCAGGAAACUGAAUAUAUAAAAGAUUAAGUUUUUUUGCCACCUCAUCCCGAGCAUUCAUUUGGAAUUAUUUUGUAUGCAUGGUUCGAGAUUGAAUAUCGUCCUUGACUAUUGUUUUUAUCCUUUGAGCGCCACAAAAAUUUAUGUAUUGAAAAUUUUCCAAAUGAACUUGCAGUUGGAACACAGACGGGUGCAUAUCUGCAAUUGGGUAGAUUGCAGAGACCCAAUCGUAUCGUAUCAUAUCAUAUAUAAUACGUAGUAUUAUAUUAUGUUAUAUUAUCGUUUUUUUUAAUGUUAUAUUAUC
Molecule: messenger RNA, 7444 nt
Organism: Cuscuta epithymum
Lineage: Eukaryota; Viridiplantae; Streptophyta; Magnoliopsida; Solanales; Convolvulaceae
Source: the annotation of a GenBank genome assembly